UUAAUAAACAAUACUCUCGGAAAAAUAUUUGUAAAAUUUACGAAAUACAUAUUUUAGACUUUAGUAAAGGAAUAAACACAAAAGCAAAAUGGGCAAAGGUUUCAACAAUUACAUGUGCAAGAAAUUCUUCCAUCCCGCCUCAAGAGAUAAUCUCAAGAGGGUGUGGAUGGCGGAACAACAGGCCGAUGCCUACAAAAAGAAACAGGAGGAGCUGCGCAACCAGUAUGAGAAGGAGCAAAACCUGCACGAGAACAAGGCAAUGCUCAGCAAGGACAGCAAGGACAAGCUGAGUGUCAAUUUUAUGUACGAGCCGCCGCCAGGAGUACGCAAGGAGCGUGAAAAGGACGACGACGAGCCGGAGUACAAGUUUGAAUGGCAGCGCAAAUACAAUGCUCCCCGAGAGUCGUACUGCAAGGGCGACACCGAGAUCCGGGAUCAGCCGUUUGGCAUCCAGGUGCGCAACGUGCGCUGUCUCAAGUGCCACAAAUGGGGGCACAUCAACACGGACAAGGAGUGCAGCAUGUACAGCAUAUCCAUGAGUGAGGCACGCAAGCUGCACGCCGAAUCGGAGGCCACCGACAUCAUGUCCAAGAACGUGCUCGAGGAGCAGAUGAAGGAGGACGGUCUGAUGAUGAAGCGUUCAGCGUUGGAGCUGCAGAGCAUAAAGACCAUCCAGAGGCAGCACCAGCUGGUGCCCAGCGACGAGGAGGAUGAGGCCAAUGCCAAUCAACAGAAUCCCGAGCUCAUGUUCCUCAAGUCCCUGACCAAAAAGCAGAAGUUAAAGCUGCUCAAAAAGCUAGAGAAGAUCGAUCGGAUGAAGCGCAAGGGCGAGAGCAUCAAGAAGCCAAGCAAGAAAAAGUCUAAAAAGCAAAGGGAAGACAAAGACGGCAAGAAGAAAAAGUCCAAGAGCAGCCAAAAGGAGAAAUCAGCAAGAAAAGAAAGGAAAUCUUUGGACAGCGAGGGCUCGACCUCGUCCUCCUCCUCAGAUAGUGAUGCGGAAGACAACCAUAGAAGCCAUCACAAAGACCUACAGUCCAGGGAGCCACAAAGCCAAAGGAGAAAUGGUGCCCAACGAUCGAGAGAGUCGGAAGACGACUACCAUCGGCGACGCAAUGAUCGGAGUGAGCGUAGAGAGCGCUCCCGCUCAGGUAGCAGGGAAAGACGUCGCGAGAGGGAACGCAGGGAUUACUCCAGGCGUUAGGAAUACAGUUUUUCCCCAUGUAUUAUCAAUGUUUUU
Molecule: messenger RNA, 1237 nt
Organism: Drosophila subobscura
Lineage: Eukaryota; Metazoa; Arthropoda; Insecta; Diptera; Drosophilidae
Product: corepressor interacting with RBPJ 1
Exons: 2
Coding region: 89-1201 (370 amino acids)
Biological process (GO): negative regulation of DNA-templated transcription
Cellular component (GO): nucleus
Molecular function (GO): transcription corepressor activity
Source: RefSeq, a predicted model, not a curated record